Molecule: messenger RNA, 2546 nt
Organism: Chara braunii
Lineage: Eukaryota; Viridiplantae; Streptophyta; Charophyceae; Charales; Characeae
Source: the annotation of a GenBank genome assembly
CCGGUGGCAAUCCACCCCCGCCAUCGUUACUUCUUCUCAUGUCUCCUCCCUCGCUCAUCUUCACGACACUGAGUCACCGUCAGUACACUUCCAAUUCUCCCGAAUCUUCAAGGAUGUCACCUGAUAGACUUAGCCACUCCGCUAGGUACAAUCGCCUAGAUGGUUACGACCCUAGCCUGAACCGUGUCAAGGAACAUUACUCAAAGGGAACCUGUGCGGCGGAGCAGAGCAGGAAGGUUUUCACAAAUGAAGAAAAAGAUGCAAGGAAGCAGGGGUUGAGACAGACUCUGGCUGACAUGGCGAUGGCGAAUGGCGACAACAGUCUUCCUAGUGGAUCUAGUUUGGCUAUUGCACCAACGGUUGUGGAGAAUGUGGGUAGCGGCAUGGAAAAAGGGGGUACAUCAUCCGACAUGCAACGAUCCGCUUCAUCUGUGCGGCAAAUGGUGCUGGAGGAGACAAAUAGCAUCAUCACGAAGAACGAGAUGACGUCAAGGAAGGUCGACAACUGGCUGACCUGCACGAACCAACCUUUCAAUAUGGUCGAGAAUGAAUUUUACCUUGACAUGGUAAAUGCUAUACCGAAUGCCCAUCCCUCAUGGCGGAUGCACAGCAGGGAGGCCGCAAGGAAUGGUAGACUGAAUGGCCAGAACAAGAGGUGCAUCGAGAAUGUGCGGAUGAUUGCAAAGAAGUGGGAGAGAACAGGGUGUAUGGUGCAGAUGGAUGAAUGGUCCGACAGGCGAGGGAGACCGCACAUCAGUGUGAUGGUCUCCUCCCCUGUAGGGACCGUCUUUUGGAGGUUCAUUUGUGUAGAAGGGAGGGAGAAGUACUCCAUAGCAUACUACAACAUCCUGGAUGCUGCAAUCCAGGACAUUGGACCCAAGAGUGUGGUCAGGGUGAUCAUGGACAAUGCUAGAGUUUGCGUCAAGACGGGGAAGCUUGUUGAAAAGAAGUACCCUUGGAUCUUCAGGGUUGGUUGCACAGCGCAUGCCCUCGACCUUGCAUUGGAGGACUUCGACAAGCGCAUUGGAUGGUUUUCCAGGACGGUCAAGAGAGCGAACGAGUUGGGGAAUUUCAUCAUGAACCACGACAAGGUUCGUGCAUUCUUCCUUGAACGUUCUGGCGGGGCACAAAUAAAGAGGUCAGGAGUGACAAGAUUCGCAACGAAUAUUAUCAUGCUGCAGUCCCUUUUGGACCGAAAGAAUGCCCUCAAACUUGCCGCAGGUGCGAAAGGCUCGGUGUCUAGCAUGGUGCGGACUGAUCUGCUGUCCAACUUUGAGGAAGCCACGACCACUAUCCUUGACGAGAGCUUUUGGGGCGAUGUUGAGAAGUCCAUCAAAGCCACGGAGGCUAUUGUGAAGUUAUUGAGGAUGGUGGACGGUCCAGGGGGCACCAUCAGCAAGGUUUAUCAUCAUAUGGACGCCGUGGUGGAGGGGAUUAGGAUAUUGGAAGUCCUUACGGACUUUGAGAAAGCAGAAGUGGAAUCGAUCAUCAUGGAUCGAUGGGCAUUCAUGACGUCGGAGCUGCAUUGUGCAGCAGCGUUUUUGAAUCCGGAAUUUCGUGCACAAUCUGCCAUCCACGAUACGGAGAUCCGGGCGGGGUUCAACAUAUGGUUCACCGAGGAUAUGGAGGCUGGCGCAGAGGAUGAUAGUGUUGUCAUUGCAGAGCUGGACGAUGAAGGGGAUUUGCCUUUGGCAAGGAGAUGGGUGCGCAAUUACCAACUUGACGACAUGAUGGACGAAGAGGAUGACAUCGCUCAUAUUGAGAACUAUACGAACGAGUGGCAGUUCUGCACUGCACCGGGGAGGCAUAGAGAGCCCUUGUUGAGGAGGAGAUCAGGGCACGAGCGACCAGACCCUUUAGUGGAGUACAACGUCGAGGAGCGAGAGCGCGCAUUGCGGGCACGAGAGACAAGCGAUUGGGUGGAAGGUAGAUGCGCAGGGGGCAGCAGCGGAGCAAAACGACAGCAGCAGCAACAUGCUGCUGAAGUCCGUGCUGCGGAAAAGCGCCCGACCGAAGAACAGCUUUCGCCGCCAAAGAAGAAGAAGAGAGGACGCCCCACCAAUGCCGAAGUGGCCGAGAGGAAAAAAGCGAAGAAGGCUGCGAAGAAGGCUGCAGUGGCAGAGAAAGUUGCUAAGAAAGCCGCAAGGAGAGCAGCAGCGAGAGCUGCUAAGAAAGCUGCCAGGAGAGCGGCUGCUGCAUCUGCGGAUGCCCCGACAUCCUCCCGCCUAGUCACAAAGGAGGCAAUGAAACAGGGGGGGAAGCGGACGGCGGUGAUCCUCGAUGAUGACGAGUGUGAAGAAUCGUCCUCCUCUUCAUCAUCAUCGUCCUCGCCAUCUUCACCUUCUGCAUCAUCUGCAAGUGGGGAAGAUCAAUGUGAGGACCAUGUUGGGAGUGAAGAAGAAGGGGGCGAGGAUCAGGGGAGUGAGGAGGGUGGUGACAAAAUUAUCGAUGGAGGUGGACAGGAGUAGAUUGGGUGGGUGACACUCGUUGUGCUUUUUGGAUGGUGUCGCUUCUAGACUCCAAAUGAGCAUGAUGCUCAUUUGAUU